Molecule: messenger RNA, 920 nt
Organism: Cladocopium goreaui
Lineage: Eukaryota; Dinophyceae; Suessiales; Symbiodiniaceae
Source: the annotation of a GenBank genome assembly
AGAUUGGUGGACUUGUUGCUACCAUGGCACGCCCGGGAACUCUGCUGUGUGUGGCCGGUGUCAGCUUGCUGGCAGCCAGCUUGGCCUUCGUUGGUACCCCUGCAGGGAGCCAUGCCAGCAGCGAGACACGCAACGUAGAGCUCGCAACUAGGGCACUGCCAAAUGGAAUUGUGGAGUCUUCGAAGUCCGAUGAGGCAGCAACCGAGCAAUCUGCUGCUGGAUCCUUUAUGAAGUGGACUGCAGCAGGACUCUUGGCCGGCCUUGUGAUGGCUGUGUCUUCCAGCGCCCCUGUGAGCGCCAAGCCUUUGGACAUGUUUGGUGGAGUUGACAUUGACUUGGAGAACACCCCAGAGCACUGGACUAUCAAGGCCUCCCCCAUUCUGGAGCCUUGCAAGAACAACAAGUACUACCACAAGAAGUUCAAGGAUGAGUUGUACAAGACCACCAAGCAGCAGGCCAGGUAUGCCAAGGGUUCCGCAGUGUAUGCUCGCUUCAACAAGAAGGUUGCCAUGAUCAAAGCCCGUGAGGAGGCCUAUGGAGACAGGCUGUGCGGCAUCAAGGAUGGCAAUCCUCGUGUGGUGGCCACGGGUGAAUGGAACGUGCGCGCCAGUGUGAUGUGGCCCGCCACCAUCUUCCUGUACAUUGCAGGCUGGAUUGGUUGGGCUGGCCGCUCCUACCUGAUCCGCACCAACGAUGAGACCAAGGAGUUGAACAUCGAUGUUCCUUUGGCCUUGACCUGCAUGGCCAGUGGCUUCUCUUGGCCAGUGGCUGCAUGGCAGGAGAUCGUCAACGGAGAGAUGGCUGUGCCCGACAGCAACAUCCACCCUGGUGGUCCUUGGACCCAGAGCUGAGCUGAUACUUACUGUGUGUUUGUGCAGGAGAAGCCUUGUGUGCAGAGAUUUGUUGGCCCCUUGUUUUUG